Neoarius graeffei (lesser salmon catfish) is the source of this 5670-nucleotide messenger RNA. RefSeq lists its product as uncharacterized. Lineage: Eukaryota; Metazoa; Chordata; Actinopteri; Siluriformes; Ariidae. The transcript has 3 exons. The record is from RefSeq and is a predicted model, not a curated record. The coding region runs from base 4528 to 5256 and encodes 242 amino acids.
CUCCAGCUUGCCUGCGACCCUGUAGAUGGAUAAAGCGGCUAGAGAUAAUGAGAUUUUAUAUAUAUAUAUAUAUAUAUAUAUAUAUAUAUAUAUAUAUUACAGCAGACAGAAGAACUGAGCACAUCUCAAGGGCAACCUAAAAGGUGAGUUUGGCCAGAAAAAACAAAACAGAAAGCAAGCUCCGGAGGCAGGGAGGAAAUGUGGUCGACCUCCAAAAGCAAAGAGGUCUGGUCGGCCACAUAAGAGGGCAGCACCAUCCAGUCCUACAUACCUUGCAUCAGAGUCCUCCAGCUCUCAGGACCAUAGGGAGGACCCUCCACCAAAGAGGACAUGUGCUCAGAGAAAACAUGUCCUGAGAGGAUCAACAGCCUUGUCAACCAACUGUCACCUGAGGACUCGAAGGAGCUGCUGAAGAAAUUGGCAGCAGGGAAGGUGUUUGACUGUGCUGGUGCUGCCCAGCCUGAUCCUCAGCAUGAUGUGCCGAGCUGGUCAUCGGUGUCAUCGGUGUUGCGAGAUGCCGACUGAUCUGGAGAGGAAGUGCUGUGAGAAUCACUCUGGACACUGCAUCAGCAUUAUGCCCGUAUGUAUUUAUACAGGUACUAUCAGAUAUCGGUAGAUAUUGCACCCUUUCAGAAAGUUAGAAACAUCACAGCCAGUCUGUGAAAAUUUUAUAUUCGCAAAAUUUGUUUACUGUAAAUGUUUACUGCAAGUGUCAUUAUACUGCUAUCUUACUGUAUUUAUGAAAAUCCCAGUAAAUUAACAUCCUGCACAAACAUACAGUGCUGCAGCACCAGCUUUUGACAUGCUUAUUGCUUCAAUCAAGUUUCUAGCAUAGUUGUCAUUCAUAAUGUUUUUUUUUUUUUUCCACUUUCCAAGCAUGUACAUUUAGAUACACAAUUUACUGGCUAAUGUUAUAUUCAUGAAUUCCUGCAUAUUUUAUUUCAGGAGAUGGACCAUUUCAUUUUGGACGAAGUAGUCCUUCACCUACAGAAGCUAUUACGAAAUGACUUCCUUGCACUCCAUACUGCCAUUGAAGAUGACGUCAGCAAGACCAACCGCCAUGUAGCCUAUCGGCAGUUUAUUUUGUGGCAGUAUGGCCGACUGACAGUAGGAGACCGUCAUGUGAUCCCCAGCUGUGCUGUCUGGAGAAUUCGUGACAAAUUUCCAGCCAGCACAAACACCUACACUGGAUAUGUUCCAGGACUUCUAAACUGAGAUUUGAUAUAAUUGGACUCUUUCUACAAUGAUCAUAGAGAUGUAAUAAAUAAUGCAUAAUAAUGUCUGUAUAAAAUCUUUAAUGUGUAUUCUCAGAGGGUGGCACAGUGGUGUAGUGGUUAGCACUGUCGCCUCACAGCAAGAAGGUCCUGGGUUCGAGCCCAGUGGCUGACAAGGGCCUUUCUGUGUGGAGUUUGCAUGUUCUCCCCGUGUCUGCAUGGGUUUCCUCCGGGUGCUCCGGUUUCCCCUACAGUCCAAAGACAUGCAGGUUAGGCUAACUGGUGAAUCUAAACGGCUCUAAAUAUGCAUGUGAGUGUGAAUGGUUGUUUGUCUCUGUGUCAACCCUGUGAUGACCUGGCGACUUGUCCAGGGUGUACCCCGCCUCUCACCCAUAGUCAGAAGGGAUAGGCUCCAGCUUGCCUGCGACCCUGCACAGGUUAAGCAGCUACAGAUGUCAAGUCAAGUUUAUUUGUAUAGUGCUUUUAACAAUAAACACUGUCACAAAGCAGCUUUACAGAAUUUGAACAAUUUAAAAUAUGAGCUAAUUUUAUCCCUAAUCUAUCCCCAGUGAGCAAGCCUGUGGCGACAGUGGCAAGGAAAAACUCCCUCAGACAACAUGAGGAAGAAACCUCGAGAGGAACCAGACUCAAAAGGGAACCCAUCCUCAUUUGGGCAGCAACAGUCAGGACAAACAGACGAGGACCCAAGAGCGCAAGUUAAAUGUUGAAUUUAUUGAUAGCAGGGGAAAGGGAGUAUGUGUGUGUGAAGUUCAGUGGCAAGAAGACUGAGAAGCAGGGAUGGCUGGUGGGAGCGUGGUGGUGACGUCUGAGGUCUCCUAUCCAAGUACUAACCAGGCCUGACCCUGCUUAGCUUCUGAGAUCAGACGGGAUCAGGCGUUGUCAGAGUAGUUUGGCUGCAAGCUGACAGCCCUUGGUGUUCAGGCGGUCUCCCAGCGAGCAGGCUCUCAGCAGGCAGACAGGACAGCACAACAGACAGGAGUUUGGGAACAGGCUGAAACACAGAGUCACAGGUCAGGUAGCGAGAAUGGAGACAGAAAAGCAGGGUCAGGUUACCAGGGCUGAAGAGUUGUCGGAGUCGAUGCCUUGAAAGACGAUCUGACACUGAAGCUUGGGAGGACUGCAGUUUAAAUAUACACAGGGAAGGGAGCAGGUGAUAGGAACCAGCCAAUGACAGCCACUGAAAGUCAAAUGAGGGUUAAUGAUGGUAAUUGACAGCAGGUGAGCCUGAUGGGGAAGGAGCAUGCACGUGGCAGGUAAUACAGAGUGGAGAGGAGUGGAAUGUUACCUGAAGAGAGGAAACCACAGGUAGGACCAUGACAACAACAUGACUAUAAAAUUAACAGUCCUAACAUAAAGUCAGCUUCAUUGAUGCUAUAAACCCCCCCCAACAGAAACCUGAGCGCAAAACCGUUCACGACAACCACAGUCCCAAAGUCAGCAAGUCAUCUGCAGUCCUAAAGUCAGCAAGUCAACUGCAGUCCCCAGCCAUAAAAGCACCACUGCAAGAGUCCAGAGCAUCCUCCAGGACCCCCAACUUUCCACAUGGGGCCGCCCUCCAUAGGAGCGAUGCGAUGAGACUCCAACCAGAUACAGGGCACUAGGAUGGAUCAGGCAGGUCCAAGGAGCAGAAGAGGUCAGCAUCUCGAUUCCAGGACUGACAUGUAACUCAGAGGGACAGAUUUUGGGGGGGGACUACAGGUUGUUAGGUAUGCCCAGUGUAACCUGAAUAAGUAGGAACAGUAUACAUAUUGCACUGAGUACAAGCAGGGACUCCGGCAACUAACUAUGACAGCAUAACUAAAAGGGGAGAGCCAGAAGGUAACACAGGCAUGAGGGAGCCCCGGGACAUAAAGCAGCCAGCCACCAGAGGUGUGGACUCGAGUUACAUGACUUGGACUCGAGUCAGACUCGAGUCAUGAAUUUGAUGACUUUAGACUCGACUUGACAAAAUGUAAAGAGACUUGCAACUCGACUUGGACUUUAACAUCAAUAACUUGUGACUUCACUUGGACUUGAGCCUUUUGACUUGACAAGACUUGCUGCUUUCCCCAAAACCCAAAAAUUAAAAAGUAUGUUAUUAAGGAACGUAUCUUUCAUUGUGUGUAUGUGUGCGUCUGUGCAUGUAUUUGCUGUCGGCACAACAUCCAAUCAAAUUAGAUCCACAUUGUUUUGAUCUGACAUGCUGUCAUCCAAUCAAAUUGCAGGACAACCAAUGAAGAGGAACUGUCAAACAACAUGCCAGUUAGAAAAAAUUAUACCAAAGAUAGUUUCAUUCGGGUAUAAAAACUACGAGGUGGUCAACAAAAAAUGAAUUGCAGUAUGCAAAACAUGCGGGUCGAAGAUUACAGACAGAGACGCAACAACUUCCAACUUCGUUUGACAUUUGAAGUUGUACAAAGAACGAUUUGAAGAAUACCAGAUGAACAAAAGCAUCACAAAUGAAGCACAACAGCCUUCAAUCUCACAAUUCCUGGACAAUCGUGUCGGGCAUUACAGCAUGAGUCAUCCACAGCAGAAAGCUAUCACCAAUGCAAUACUGUCCGACCUGAUUAUUGAUUGCAACUUGCCCCUGUCUAUUGUGGAAAACGAGUUUUAGGCACUUUCUGACAGUACUUGACAGCAAGUACACCCCAGUGUGUCGCAGAACACCGACAUCAAAAACAGAGAACCUCGCUGAAGAGAGACGUUCAAAAUUAAAAACUCUAUUGAGCAACACUGACCAUGUUUCAGUCACUGUGGACAUUUGGUCUGACUGAAAGAUGAGGGGAUUCCUGGGUGUCACUUUGCACUGGAUAGAGAAAGAGGCAGAGAGGAUACAGCUGAAGUCCAAUCUCGUGGCCUGUGAGUGCUUCAAAGGCUCACACACAGCUGAAAGAGUCUGUGACCAAUUUGAGUCAAUAUGUGAUGAAUACAACAUUAAAGAUAAACUGGACUACAUUAUUCGUGAUAAUGCUGCUAACAUGCAAAAAGCAUUCACUGUGUGCUUCCCCAGUGAACAAGAGGAUGACGAUGAUGGAGAUCAUCUUGAUGACCCUGAGCUCUGGUGUGACUUAACCCUGGAAGAUCAGCAAACAGUAGAUGUUGCUAUGGCAAAGAAACAGUGCUUGCAGUGUUUUGCACACACUUUUCAGCUGGUGGUGGGAGACGGUUUGAAAGAAACAAAUGUGGUAUCUCCUUCUCUUUCAAAGUUAUCAAAACUCAGCUCACUGCUGCACACAAGCACAACAUUCAAAGAUGUGUUUGAUGCUGAAUUUGGGGAACAGAAAGGCAUCCCUGCUGCAGUUAACACAAGAUGGAACUCAACACUGAGGCAAAUGAAGGCAGUUCUCCAGUGCAAUCAUCUAAAGCUCUGUGCUGUUCUAGAAAAGGCUGGGCACAGGGAGUUGUCAUUCACAGCACAGGAGUGGAAUCUGUUGAAGGAGUUGGUGGACAUCUUGAAGCCAUUUGGAGAAGCAACUUAUUUGACAUGGGGGAGAAGGUCAUCACAAUCAGUGCUGUUGUUCCAUCCAUCUUGUCCCUCAGCCACCACCUUGAGAAGCUGAAGCCUCAAGUCUGUUUCCUGAGCAGCCUGGUCAGAAGUCUCCAGGCAUCCCUGAACAGAAGAUUUCUUGGAAUCUUCAUCAACAUGAAAAUGGCCAGGACACAAGAUGGGGUCAUUGCUCCCUUUUCAGAUCCAAUCUACCUCAAAGCAGCUGCCUUGGAUCCAGCCUCUUCUCUGUUGUGGGUGGAGCCCCAUGUGCUGGUCAAUCGUGACGUCAAGGCAGAGGUGGCACAACAAGUUAAAGAAUUGAUCCUGCAAGAUGCUGCAGAGACUGAGCAACCUGUGCCUUUUGUUGAUGAAGAAGAGCAAGAGGACCUCAGAGAAGGAGAAGGGCUGUUUGCUGCAUACCAUAAGAGGCAGAAGAAGGAUGUUGGGACUACUCCAUCACUACAGCUAAGUCACUACCUUGACAUAGCCGAAGGACAGAACGCCCUUUUGUUCUGGGCAUUGAACCUGAAGACUCUUCCUUCACUGUUCUGAGUGGCCAUCAGAGUCUUGGCAGUGCCUGCCUCCAGUGCUCCAGUGGAGCGAGUUUUCAGCCAUGGUGGCAUCAUACUACGUCCCCAUCGUGCACAAAUGACUGACAGACUUUUGGCCACUUUGGUCUUUUGCAAAUGCAAUGCAGCAUAGGGCUCUGACAUAUUAAAAGCACAACCCUGUUCAUUGUUAUGUUCAUGUGUUUAUGUUUCUCACAUGUACACACACACACACACAGACAAUAUGAGAUGAGAUAAGUACAGGACAGGACAAACUGCUGUGGAACUAGUUGAAAUGCAAUAUGCCAUGGAAAUACAAUGUUAGCACUUUUGUACAAAUAAUUACAGUUGCACUUGUUUUUUCAAAUGUGUUUAUUCUGUAAAGGAGUGGUUUAAAAUGAAGAAUAUUCUUACAAAA